UAAACGUUCGCACGUACCGAGCAUAAAUUCCAAGUGAAAUAAAAGAGCCAAAAAAAUACAAAAAAAAAAAUAACCGAAACGAAACGAGGACAUCCCCAUUUAUACCACCAAUUCAAAAAAGAAAGGUUGAAAGUGGUUCGCAAAAUGGUGAAAAUCGUGAACCAACACUGUGAUCUAGGCCUGGCCCUCCUCCUGGCCUGGACGUGGCUAACAAGGCUGGUGGUGGCGGCCCAUCUGGUCGUCAUCCCCACCUCAUCACGCCUGGCCGCCGAACGGGAGGAGCUGCAGUUGUCCCGGCAGGACGUGGGACGGCUCAGCUACCAAAGUAUCCAUCGCAUGUUGAGGGACGAAAACGAACCUGCCAGCUUUCGGGGGGAAUUGCGAUACCAACAGAAACGCCACAAAAGGGAGCUGGAGCUGAAUGCGCCGGCCAACAAGCUUAAUCUCACCCACCGCGACUUAAGGACAUUCAAUAGCACUGGCGGUCAGUGGAAGGGGGACUUUCAAGUGAUCACCGCCAUGGAUCUGAGCAGCAAUCAACUGGAGAGCCUCAGCUUGGACAACUUCAAUCAACUGAGGCAGCUGGACUUGGGUAACAACUCCCUGGAGGUUAUACCCUUAAGUUUGGCAGACACCAAUAUGUCACUACCCUUUGUGACGCUCGAUCUUUCCUGCAACAAAUUCAGCCAAAUUUCUACGAGCUUUUUUGCCCAGAGAUUGCCUCAGUUGAAAAAUCUGAACCUGGCUCACAAUGAAUUGCUAAACAUUUCCCGGGAAUCAUUCUACAAUUUGUUGGAACUACAAACGUUAGUUCUCAGUCACAACAACAUCUCGGAUAUUGACUACGAAACAUUUUUGGCACUACCGAAUCUGCAAUAUCUGGAUUUAUCCCAUAACCGCUUGAGUGGAUCCGCAAUUCGUGCUCUGCAGGGAAUUCCGGAUUUGGUCAGCCUUUCCAUCGCUUACAAUCCAGAUGUGGGAGUGGCGAUGCAGGAGUUCGUCGCUUCCUGGAGCCUCAAAGAGUUGGAUGCCAGUGGCACUGGAUUGUGCCAGGUGCCUGCAGCUCUAGCCCAAUCUGUGAGGACUCUCAAGUUGUCCGACAACUGGCUCAAGGCAAUUAAUUGCGGUGACAUGGACAGCUAUCCGCUCCUGCAGUACCUUGAUCUCUCGCACUCCCGCAUUGCCCAAGUGGAGGACGAUGCUCUGGGACGAUUGGAGCUCCUCGAAUCACUUUUCCUCGACCACAAUCUUCUGAUGCGAGUGCCCAGCAGUCUGCCACCAUCGCUGGAACACUUAUUUCUGCAGCACAAUCAGAUAAUGGAACUUCCGCCACAGGCUUUUGUGGGAUUGGUCAAUCUACAGACUCUGGACUUAUCUAACAAUCGAUUGAUCUUCCUGCCCCCGCUAUCACUGCCCAAAUUGCUCACCCUGAAUCUGCAAUCGUCAGGGGUGGAGAGUGUUAGUCAAUCGAUAGUGCACACACUGCCACAGUUAAGGGAUCUUCUACUGGAGGACAACCCCAUUAAGUGCAGCGAUUUGCUGAGCAUUGCCGAAUGGGCCAGUCCUUGCAGGUCAGUGGAUGUGGGUCAAUCGAAUGGGGCAAGUGUGAGUGGGCGCGUGGAUCUAAAAACGGAGUAUCUGCAGUUCCACAAUUUCUACGAAAACUUCAGCAGCCGUGAGUGUGGUAUAAGAAAACCGGAAAAUGACACAAAGCCGCCUUCUUGCAGCCUGACAAGGGCAGCAGCAACAUUAACAACAACACCCAGAAGUAUGUCAAAAGUUAAAAAGUCACAAGAAGCACAACCAACAGCAACAUCAGUGGAAGUAGCAGCGGCCGCAGCAGCAACAUCAGAAAAAACAGACAUACACGCAACACCAGCAGCAGCACCAUCAGCACAGUCGACUGCGGCGGCAACAACAGCAGAAAGAGAAGCGAUUGCAACAGCAACAUCAAGCGACACCACAGCAACACCAACACUCGCAGCAGCAGCAGCAAUGCAAUCAGCUGGCAACAUCCCUGCCCAGUUAACCACAAAAACGUUGCGGCCAACAGAAACAACUUCGUUAGCGCAACUGCAGCGUCGGCAACAAAUGCCUGGCAUGCCGGCCAAAACAACAGAAACGCCAGCAAAGAACCUGCCAAGUUUGGCCCAGACAAAGGCAACAACAGCGCUUCCCAUUUUGGCAACACGAGAUGCUGCUACAGCAACAACGGAAAUAAAUUCCGACAAGCCAACGAACAUUAGCGGUGCCACAAAAACAGUAGCAACAUCAGCUGCAGAAAUAGCAACACCACCAGCAAUUGAAGUGCCACAAACCAUUUUGGCCGGCAAAAAAUCUGACAAAAUGCCAGCCGAUAAGGCACACGAGACUUUAUUAAAAUACCCAACAAGGGACACAUCCGGUCAAGUUGCAACAACGCCACACAAACAUGCAACACUGCAGCUGCACGUUAAGGAUCGACAUCUAAUUGGCACACCGCUGCUGAUGCACAAGGGCGAUGUCCUUUUGGUGGAUGCCGAACAGCUGCUGCUGCCUGGUACGGCCACCGUGGCAGAUGCGGAUUCGGAAGUCCUGGACCCGAGCCAACAACAUCAGUCAGCGGAGCAGGAAAAGCACCAGUCAGCGACUGAUAAGCGACAAGCGGAUGCAAUAAACGGCGACACAAAGUCGCCGGCGAAAAGCCACAAAAAGAAACCAUCGCUGAGCAUCAAGAAGAUGACCUACAGUACCAAACACGCGGCGAAAACAGUGGAGGAUAUGGCAGCCACCUCGAAGACACCGCAACACCAACAUAGCAGUGUGAACACACCCAAAGAGGCUGCUCCCGAGGAGCUGAGCACCUUUGCGCAGCUCAAAGCCUAUGUGGAGCUAAAGAGCGAAUCGAAACCGGAACACCUAAUGGACCAGCGGGAGGAAAACCAUCAUAAUCUUACAGGAAAUCAUCCCGGAGUCAUGCUCCUUGUGGCCUGCGUUUUGUUCAUCGUCCUGCUCGCCGGUUUGGCCCACGUCUAUCGCUGUGAAUUGCCUUGGCAAAGGAGCAACCGCUCUGGUCAAUUGCGACCGCAUCAUCAAAGGCAUCUAAACGAAACCGAUGAUGCGCAUAGCUUCCUGCACUAUCAGGGAUCUGUGAACUCCAAUGGCGGAGAUCCGGCUCGCCUGCAAAAGUGGCACCACAGCACGCGGAGAGAAGCACCCUACAGCUCCCCGCUCCACAAUCUGCAAGCGCGGGAACUGCAACAGCAACGCUGCCAGCAAUUCUAUAGCUCCUCGCUAGCGGACAAGAGCUCCUCCACCUCGUCAUCCUCAUCGGGAAGCAGUCGCAGUAGCCUGCACUCGCCCAGCAGAGAUGACAGCUACUAUAUAGAGAUGGCCCCCAGUAGUCCAGCAGCAGCCAACCUGCCAAGUUUGCCCAUGGAACUCUUGGGCAGCAGGAGUAAUGCCCUCGGUUGCCGGACGGAUCGAGUGGCAGCCACCGAUCUGGGCGGUACGACAGAGGCGGUACCCUCUUCGGCGGCGGCCAUCAAGUCGGUGAGCAGCAGACUGAUGACGCCCAGUUCGCGGAGGCUGAACAUCUGGUGACAAACCGUCUUUGGUCAGCGACAAUACGCACCCUUUCAGUAGAGUAAAAAAAGUGGGAAUGAGUGGAGUUCGAACGACAAUCGCCAGCUGCCAACUUAACCAGAGGAGUCAGAAAGUCGGAGAAAAAGAGGGAAACUAUUGAAGUUCUUAAAAAUAUUUUUAAAAUUUGUAUUUCCCAGAUUAAGUUUCUAUUGCAAGGUGCUCGUGAUUUAAAACUCAAAUUUUGAAGAAAGGCAGUUCACUAGUUUAAAACUUCCAGAAGUCGUUAGGGAAACUUUAAAGUGCUUGGCAGCGCAACGUGUCCUGUCGAUUUUUUAUAGGUCGAUACUCGAAAAAAGAUAAUGGUUCAAAAUAAAACUCGAAAGAAAACCAAAAUGGGACUACGACUGCAGAGGGAAAGCAUAAAUGCCAGCAGCUUUAUAUAUUAUUUUCAGUUGGCUCCUGGCUUGAUUUAUGAUGCCUCAGUGCCCACACAUUGCAGACCUCUUAGCGACUCGGUUAGCAGCAACAAUUUGUCAUAAAUUCCUGUUACGUAUACGCCGCGUAGUCCCGGGCAACUAAGGCGGCCAAAAGAGGCGAGGGGCGUAGACAAGCGGCCAAGUCAAAUGGCCAAAGAGCCAACGCCAGCAAAGUUUUUACGAGCCAACCGAAGAAGACGAUGUCCAUCUUGUGGUCGUAUUUGGGUCAGUUUACUGGCCAGGAGCACCGUGUGCGGCCCAGUUAACUUUAUAUAAGUGCCUGUCCGCCUGCCAAGAUUAAGUGUUCCGAUAGUCAUGCAUAUAAAAAUGAAAUAUCGAUCAAGUAUUAAAUAACAAUUUAGUUUAUGACAGACCCAAUUCAGUAAUCACAAGUUGAGGCCGCGCAUGCUGAACGAAUUAAUCGAGGACUAUUGGUUGGUAGUAAAUAAAAUAUGGUAGUUGGAAUAUAAUAUCAACCAAAUUGGAAAAUUAGGUGUGACUAGCCAACAGAGCAGAGGAAAAAAUAAGACAAGGACGUACAAAGUGAAUGAAGUACCUUGCUAAACAUUGUGUUACAGAUUUUAAGUCGGUUCCAGAUAGAAAACUUAAUUUGAUGUGGUGCACCACUUUCGAAUUUUCAACAUUCAAGCCGAGUCCUUCCUGCUCUUGUUAUCCUUUGAGCGCUGCGCUUCCAUGUUCGAUACUUUGCCCGAUCUUAACCUACUUUCACAGCUGCUUCAGAUACUAGAGUUUAAAUUGCAAUCUAAUUAAAGUUUCGCCUCGGUCCCUUUCGCAACCCCCAACUACCUUUUGGAUACUAGAAGUGUUUGCUAUCUGCACAGGCAUCAAGCAUUCUUCACCCCAUUUGAAGAUGCUGGGCAAAACGGCCACAAAACACCCUCUUCCUUGCGAAUCAACCCGCACUUAACCUCAUUUUACAAAUUGACCAACACAACAUAUGGUGUAAAUCCAGCCAAAUGGCCAGACAUCUAAUCUGCCACGCCAAAAGUGAAAUGUUGUAAAACUAUUUGGGGGCUAUACGUACAUGUAUCUAGCGGACAUCAAAAUAAUGUGGCUGCAAAUCAAAUUACAAGACACGCGGCUGGCUCUUCGGGGGUGGAAAAAAUGGUUAGGGGAACGACCAAGGAAACGUCCCACAGACAUAGAACACAACAAUUACAUUAAGACACGAUAAAAAGUUGUGCAACAAUCUUGCAACCCCAACCACCAAACCAACCCAACUACGCCGAACUGAGCUGAAGAUGGUACCAUCUACUCCGAAGGGCAAACCACAGUCAUUGCACAGCUUUUUCAACUUUUUGCGGCUUUGUAAUUGGAAUACAAGAAGGAGGCGCGUGCACACAAGCGGCAGCAACAGGAAACAGUCGGAGAAAGUGAAAUACACAGUUAGAUUCCAGUUAGAAAGCACUCGGAGAAAUAAUCAAAACCUAUGACCACACGAAUACUGGGCAAAAAUGGCAUUCUAGCAGACUUUAACAUAAAAUCUUACUCAGCAAUAUUGUAAAAAUGAACUAGGUUUCUUCGACUGAAGUGAAACCUAUAUGAUAAACAAUACUAGAAAGCAAAAUUUUACACUUUCAAAAUCAUUAAAUAUCAUUUUAAAAUAUUCAAAUACCUAAGAAGUUUGCUGUUAGCUAACUUACAUGGCAUAUGUUCCUAUUUAUGUGAGAAUUUAAGAAUUCUAGCCACUUCUAUACCCAAUUUUCCCCAAGUGCAGAUAGAUACAACUUCUUUGGGAAGGGAGCGGGAUUUCAGGAAGGCGUUCAAGCAGAGUCCGCUUAAGCAAUUCAGAAGGAUUUAUUUUCGGCCACAAAAGCGAAAUGCCCGACAAAGCGCUCCGAACAACAAUUAAAGUAAUGCUGACCAACAACCCCCUGCGCCCGAUUGGGUGGGAUUAGAUGGCGGGGAGUCCUUUUCGGUCCUGUCCAGUCCAGUCGAGUGGAGAGGAGUGGCGUCCGAUGCCAGGACGCACAAAAUCUUAAUUAAGGAACUUCCAAGUGGGCAAGUGUCGAACGGCAACGGAGGAAUGAGGGGCAUUUUUUGAGAGUUUCGCAGGGCGAAGAACCUUUUUAUUUGUCGGCUUGCCAGCGCAGCACAAAAUUCGCCUACAAAAGAAACCCUACGGCAGAAUGACCCAGAGAGUCCGGUUGGAUUUAGUCCUCGAGCAUUGUCAAAUUUAAUGAAGGUUUCCCAUUUUGGACUUUGUGCUUAUGACACUGGCCAGCUGGCCAAGAUUUAGGAAGUUUCCAGUCGAGGGGCAAGCAAGUGAAAUGAGUUAAUUCGAUAUUUGACACUUUCGGAGCUCGCAUUCCACACAAUCUCGGUAUGUGUGAUGGGUUCCAGGGUUGCAGGCAGCCAGAGACCCCCGGAUUUUUGUCUCCUGCGCAGUUAAUAAAGUUGGUCCGGACCAGGACGUAAUUAUUUGCCUGCUAAAUGGCUUUUGGACGACAUUUCGGGGCCGUAAAUGGGGGCGAUUUAGAAAAUUAUGUGAAAAUAAGUUGCCUUUUGUUUGCCCAUUGGCCGUUGGCAGUUAGCAGUUGGCGGUUGGCGGUUGUUCGGGAUCGUAAAUAACGUUCAUAAUUGGGCAGACUCGAAAAGUUGUGGGGCAAAGGCAAACAGAACUCGAAAUAAACAUCUCGGCCGUAUGGAUAGCAAACAAUAAUUAAACUUAAUUGCGCUGUACAUUGAAACGUCAAACUGUAAAUUAUAGUUAUUAACAUUUACUUGUAGUGGAGUUUACUUGAACUAACAUUUCAAUUCCGAAUAUUGCAUGUACAAUUUCCAUAGAAUAUGUAUUUAAAACUUAUCACAACAAAGUGGAUUAAAAGUAAAACGGAACAAAGCGACAGCCAGGAAAAUACAAUUCGAGUAACGUUAAUAUUUGCAUUUAAUUUGUCGAAAAUCAAAGUAAAAUGCGAUAAAAACCCACAAUAAAAACAAAAACUAAUUGCCAAAUAUUUGACGUACAGUUUGUAGCGUUAGCCAUUAAAACCUUUAUAUGUACGGUUACAUAUAGAUAUACAUAUAGAAACAAAGAAAUGCGAAAAAAGUGAAAUACAUCUAGCGCAAAGCCGAGCAAAUAAUUAUUAAACAAAUACUUCUAUUUACAAAAACACAUCAAAUAUUUAGUUAAGCCAAAAUGACGCGCAGCAUUUUAAUUAAACAACAGAAAAUCGAGAGCUCUCAGAAACAGAUGCAAAAUGCAAAACAUCCAAUAAGUAAAGGUAAACAAUAGUUGCAGCAUAAUUUCCGUGUGUAUUUGUAAAUAGACAACUAAAACCAAAUAUGGAAAUAUUGAAAAAAAAUAUUGGAACAAACCAGCAAAUCAACAAAGAGUAUUCGAUAAAGAAAAUAUUUGCUGGAGGGCAGUUCCAAUUAUACAUACAUAUAAAUAUAAAAUUAAUGUUAGAUUUAAUGUUGCCAAAAUCGGAGCAACAAGAGUUGAUAACAAAAACUAAGGACAUG
Messenger RNA from Drosophila simulans, 7526 nucleotides. RefSeq lists its product as uncharacterized. Lineage: Eukaryota; Metazoa; Arthropoda; Insecta; Diptera; Drosophilidae. The transcript has 2 exons. Gene Ontology annotation, molecular function: protein binding. The record is from RefSeq and is a predicted model, not a curated record. Bases 145 to 3582 code for a protein of 1145 amino acids.